ACUCUUUUUCUCUUGCAAUCACGCCGACGCGGGGUUCGAGAAAUCGCGACGGAGCAUCGGAGAGAAACCGAUCCCCCUUUCCGUUCCGCGAGAUUCACCACCGGAAAAAAAAAUGGACAAUCCGUCGUCGGAAGGAUCGGCUCCGAGGAGAACACUAAGAAGAAAAGCAAUCAGAAAGAACUACGACGAGAACGCGAUGGACGAGCCGAUCGAGACCUCCAAGAAGAAGAAGAAGUUCAAGACGAAGCAGCAGCUGGAGAAAGAGACCGAGACGGAGGCUCUGAUCGCCCUAUCCGUCGGCUUCCCGAUCGACGAGCUCCUCGAGGAGGAGAUUCGCGCGGGGGUGGUGAGGGAGGUUGGCGGGAAAGAGCAGAACGAUUACAUCGUCGUUAGGAACCAUAUAGUCGCCAGGUGGAGGAGCAACGUUAGGGUUUAUCUUCUCAAAGAUCAGAUUAGAGAGUCUGUUAGUAGUGACUGUGAGCAUUUGAUCUCGGCUGCUUAUGAUUUUUUACUGUUUAACGGUUACAUUAACUUUGGGGUGUCUCCGUUGUUUAACGGAUACGUUCCUGAAGAAGAUAGGAGUGAAGGAUUGGUGGUGGUUGUUGUUGGAGCUGGACUCGCGGGUUUGGCUGCCGCGAGGCAGCUUUUGUCUUUCGGGUUUAGAGUUGUUGUCUUGGAAGGGAGGAGCCGCCCUGGCGGGAGGGUUUACACUCAGAGGAUGGGAUGGAAGGAUUGGUUUGCGGCCGUUGAGCUCGGCGGGAGUGUGAUCACCGGCCUGCACGCGAACCCGCUAGGGGUUCUCGCGAGGCAGCUUUUGAUUCCUCUUCAUAAGGUGAGGGACCGUUGUCCUCUGUAUAACUCUGAGGGGGAGGUUGUUGAUAAGGUGGUUGACUCGAACGUUGAGUUCGGGUUUAAUAAGCUGCUGGAUAAGGUUGCUGAGGUGAGGGAGAUGAUGGGUGGGGAUGGUAAUAAGGUUUCGUUGGGGGAAGUGUUGGAGACUCUCAGGGUGUUGUACGGUGUGGCUAAGGGUGAGGAGGAGAGGAGACUUUUUGACUGGCACCUUGCGAAUUUGGAGUACGCUAACGCGGGGUGUCUUUCGGAUCUUUCGGCUGCUUAUUGGGAUCAGGAUGAUCCGUAUGAGAUGGGUGGGGAUCAUUGUUUUCUUGCAGGUGGGAACUGGAGGCUUAUAAAUGCGUUGGCUGAAGGGUUGCCUAUUCUAUAUGGGAAGAGAGUUGAUGCUAUCAGGUACGGAGACGGAGGUGUUGAAGUCGUUUCUGGUGGUCAGAGAUUCCAAGCGGAUAUGGUUCUUUGCACCGUGCCGCUUGGGGUGUUGAAGAAGAGAUGUAUUGAGUUUGAGCCGGAGUUGCCUAGGAGAAAGCAAGGAGCGAUUGAUAGGUUGGGUUUUGGUCUUCUGAACAAAGUCGCCAUGCUUUUCCCGUCUGUGUUUUGGGGUGACGAUUUGGACACGUUUGGAUGCCUCGGAGAAAGUAGCAUUGAGAGAGGAGAGUUCUUUCUGUUCUAUGCGUACCAUACAGUCUCUGGUGGACCUGCUUUAGUUGCCUUAGUUGCUGGAGAAGCUGCUCAGAGAUUUGAGUCCACAGAACCAUCUGUUUUACUUCACCGUGUUAUGAAAAAACUAAGAGGCAUAUAUGGUCCUAAAGGUGUUGUUGUGCCUGACCCAAUACAGACGAUUUGCACUAGAUGGGGAACUGAUCCUUUCUCGUACGGUUCAUAUUCACAUGUAAGGGUUGGUUCAUCUGGCGUGGACUACGACAUUCUAGCAGAAAGUGUAAAUAACAGACUAUUCUUCGCUGGUGAGGCCACGACAAGGCAACAUCCAGCUACAAUGCACGGCGCUUACUUAAGCGGUUUAAGAGAAGCGUCUCGGAUUCAACGUGUUGUGAAUGUUUCUCGCGGUUACCCGAAGAAACCUGUCCAGAGGUACAGUGGAGUUAGUAACGAUGUUCUUGAAGAUCUGUUCAAAAGACCCGACAUUGCAUCUGGACGGUUGUCAUUUGUCUUCAACCCAUCAACCGAUGAUCCGAAAUCACUUGGAUUAGUCAGAGUUUGUUUUGACAGCUUUGAAGACGAUCCAACCAAUCGUCUUCAGCUUUACAGUAUCGUUUCAUGGGAGCAAGCUCAGAAGCUUCAAGAACUGGGAGAGAGCAGUGAUGAAAGCAAGUUGACAUAUAUGGUGAAUACUCUCGGAUUAAAGCUGAUGGGUGCUAACUCAGUGCUAGACACAUGUGGUGCAUUGAUCAGUGUGAUAGCUAACGCACGCAAAGGCAGAAGCAGGACUCGUGUCGUUGCAAGGCAGUAACACAUUCUUCACUUUUCAAGAGAGAGGUGCAGAUUCUUCACUAACCCCACCAUUUUACAUAGUUCAUGCUUUGACUUCAUUCGUUUGUCAUUUUUGUGGACUUUUUUUUUUAAGUGCGUAGAGAAUCAAUGUUUCCUGGCAAGUUUAUACAAGUUUAUACUUAGUCUGAGUAUGUUCUUGACUUUAC
Raphanus sativus (radish) is the source of this 2507-nucleotide messenger RNA. Its product is annotated as lysine-specific histone demethylase 1 homolog 2. The transcript has 2 exons. Lineage: Eukaryota; Viridiplantae; Streptophyta; Magnoliopsida; Brassicales; Brassicaceae. Gene Ontology annotation, molecular function: oxidoreductase activity; protein binding. The coding region runs from base 113 to 2320 and encodes 735 amino acids. The record is from RefSeq and is a predicted model, not a curated record.